UCUUAUCAACUGUAAACCGCGGAAGAAGUUGGAAAGGAUGGUGACAUUGGCGUGAGACGUGCCAGGGUGAAUUUGUUGAUUUCUGCCAAAUCGGCAAAAACGAAAGCCACAAUGAACAUUAUUAACUCAGCGAUUGUCCGAUUUAGUGCACUGAACAUUUUGCGUGGCACUGUUGGAAAAUCCUCACCACUGCAUCCUUCCCUACAACAAACUUUGUGUAGAUGGUCACAUCUACAUGUCGGAAAGGAGCAGAGGGUCUGCUCCAGUGGAUUACCCUUCGCAAAACUCCAGGGUGGCCCGGUCUACAAGCAACCCACUUGGCACCAUCAGCAGAUCCGCACUGUGAAGAGAGGCACUGAAUACCAACCUAAAAACAUUAAACGUAAAAGAACCCAUGGCUGGUUGAAAAGGAUCAGCACACAAGGAGGAAUUGAAGUGAUUUUGAGAAGAAUGCUAAAAGGACGAAAAUCUCUCACUCACUGACAUUUAUGGCAACAUUCUGUUUUUUUUGUUGACUAUUUGGCAAAUUAUUUCAUUGUUUUCUGAAUGUCUGGUCACGUUGUUAAAUCAUAUAUUUUGGGUAUGAAACAAAUACCCCAAAAUGUGCAAUGAUUUCUUUCUCAUGUGUUAAUACAGACAAACAUGUAAAAUAAAACCAGCUGGUGUUUGAGAGAGAA
This is a messenger RNA of Engraulis encrasicolus (European anchovy), 677 nucleotides long. It is a transcript of the gene mrpl34, whose product is annotated as mitochondrial ribosomal protein L34. Gene Ontology annotation, cellular component: ribosome; mitochondrial large ribosomal subunit. The coding region runs from base 112 to 483 and encodes 123 amino acids. The transcript is spliced from 2 exons. NCBI's taxonomy places the organism in Eukaryota, Metazoa, Chordata, Actinopteri, Clupeiformes, Engraulidae. Gene Ontology annotation, molecular function: structural constituent of ribosome. Gene Ontology annotation, biological process: translation. The record is from RefSeq and is a predicted model, not a curated record.